This is a messenger RNA of Aphidius gifuensis, 3059 nucleotides long. RefSeq names its product double-stranded RNA-binding protein Staufen homolog 2 (gene stau). The transcript has 6 exons. The record is from RefSeq and is a predicted model, not a curated record. Bases 196 to 2601 code for a protein of 801 amino acids. NCBI's taxonomy places the organism in Eukaryota, Metazoa, Arthropoda, Insecta, Hymenoptera, Braconidae.
GUGAUUGUAACGGUGAUGCCUACUUCUCUCUCUUCUGUUUGACACAAGAUAAUUUUUAAUAAAACUUAAAUAAACAUAAAAUUUAAUUUAUUAUUGUGAGUGGCAUUGUGUGAAUUAAAUUUAUUAUAUUUAAAUAAGUUAUACACAUUAAUAAUCAAAUUAAAAUUGUUUAUAACAGAUAAUUCCGUAAUCCGUAUGAUGUUGCGGCAUCAGCAUCACACUAUUCAAAAUCAACUACGAGAUCAAAACAGAAUUGCCAACUCGACACGACAAAUGUCACAGUCAAACAUGAUACCAGCUCACCAGGCACAUAUGCAUCUUCAUCGUGGUAUACAUGGACCACAGCAAAUAAUAUCAAUGAGCCAUCAACCAAUGCAUCAUAUGCAAAAUUCUGGUCCUCGUCAGCCUAUGAUGAUCACUCAAAAUCCACAAAAUCCAAAUGGCACAAUGUUAAACGUUGGUUUGAAUCGACAAGGAGAUGGCAGUCAGACUGUUAUUCAAUAUCAACAGCAAGUACCACCUCAACAACACCAACAACAACAACAAAUUCAAAAUCAAAAUCACCAACCAAGCAAAACAUUAAAUGAAUCUCCUAUUAAUCUUAAUAAACGUCAAUUAAGGGAUCAAAGUCCGUCCAAUAAAAAUCAUGGAAAUUCAACAAAUAUAAAUAAUAUUGAUUUAACAAAUAUGAAAGAAAAAACACCAAUGUGUUUAGUUAAUGAAUUGGCACGUUUUAAUAAAAUUCAACAUCAAUAUAGGUUAACAAACGAACAAGGACCAGCUCAUAAAAAACGUUUUACUGUAACGUUAAAACUUGGUGAAGAAGAAUAUGUUGCUGAUGGUGCAAGUAUAAAAAAAGCACAACACAGUGCAGCAACAGAAGCACUUAGUAAAACAUGGUACAGACAACCACCGCCAAAACCACGUGGUAUGCGUAUUAAUUCAUCAGGUAAAUCAUCAACAACAUCUGGUAAUUAUACUAGUCAUUUACCACCAACUGUUGAAUUGAAUGCUCUUGCAAUGAAACGUGGUGAAUCAACAAUUUAUACAUUUAAACAAGCACCAUCAAAUCAACAAUUAUUUAUACCACAAAAUUUCGGUAAUUUACCAAAUCAUCAAAGAUCAUUUACACCAAAUUAUCAACAAGUUAGAUCAAUGAAUAGUUAUCCAAAAAAUGAUGGAUUAUAUUUAGUUACAUUGACUGUUGGUGAACGUGAAUUUAUUGGUAAAGGUGUUACAGCACAAGCAGCAAGACACGAUGCAGCAAGUCGGGCCCUUGAACAGCUACGUCAACUACCAUUACCUGAAGAUACAACAACAACAACGUCAACAACAACAACAACGACAACAACAGCAACAACAUGUGUAUCAGCUGAAAAUGGCUCAUCAACAUGUAGUUCUGGUAUUGAUGAACAAAAUUCAGAACUCAAAAGUCCAGUAUCACUUGUACAUGAAACAGCAUUAAAACGUGGUUUAUCAGUGAGUUUUGAAGUUGUAUCAGAAACUGGAAAACCUCAUAUUCGUACAUUUUCAACAAAAUGUAUUGUCGGUGAUACUAUUACAAUUGGUGAGGGUUCAUCAAAAAAAGUAUCAAAAAAAAAAUCAGCUGAAUUAAUGCUUGAAAAAGUUAAAAAAUUACCACCAGUUACAAUAACAGUACAAAAUAAAACAAUACGUUUGAAACGUAAACCACCAGCAACUAAAAAAAAAUCAAGAAAUUUAAUAAAAGAUUAUCAAGAACCAAAGUCUAUAGCUGAUACAUCAGAUAGUGUUAAUCCAAUAUCACGGUUAGUUCAAAUACAACAAUCUAAAAGAGAAAAAGAACCAAUUUAUACAUUACUUGAAGAAAAAGGUGCACCACGUAAACGUGAAUUUUUAAUGGAAGUAUCAAUUGGACAGUAUUCAGCAACUGGAAUUGGACCAAAUAAAAAAAUGGGUAAAAGGGCAGCUGCUGAAGCAUUAUUAACACAACUUGGAUAUAGUAAACCUCAAAUACAACCAACUAAACCAGCAAUUAAAACAAAAACAACAGAUAAUGAUAAUUCAACGAAUACAAGUGGGGAAAGUAAACCAAGAAAAGUUACAUUUUUGAACGAUGAGAAAACGAGUGAAGAGUCACAAUCUCAAUCACAUGGAGGAUCAUUAGGACGUCAAUUAGUUCCUGGUCUUCUUCUCGUUGAUGGAGGUCAAGAUAGUAAAAUUAGCAGUGGACCAAGUGUUCAAGCAGUAGCCGAGGAACUCAGAGAACAACAACAGACUAGUCCACCGGGUAUAUCACCAAAAGAACAAUUAACAUAUCUUGCUCAACUAUUGAAUUUUCAAGUUGAAUUUAGCGAUUUUCCAAAGGGUGUGCACAAGGAAUUUUUAUCAUUGGUUUCACUCAAUACUCAUCCACCUCAAGUUUGUCAUGGACAUGGACCAACAACCAGUGCAAGUCGUGAUCAAGCAGCACGAACAGCACUUCGUACACUGAGCAAACUUGGCCUUGAUAGUGUUACAAGUACACAAAAUAAUAAACAAGAAAAAAAUGAUGCGUCUGAUGCCAUUCACAUCAAUACUCAAACAAAGACAAAUAUGCUUAAUCAAGCAAUUGAUAAAUAAUUUUAAUAUAAUGAAAAAAAAGUCAGUUUCCAGAAUAAUCUUCAAAACCGUACACUUCCUUUUUCAUAUAUACAUGAUAUCGUUUUAUGAUUUUUGUUUUUUUUUAUUUAAAUUUUGCCACAAUCGUAUAAAUGGCAAAUUAUUAUUAUCUUUUCUUUGGCAUCAAUGUUCCUGGUUUUAUUUUUAUUCUGUUGAAUUUACUCGCAGUAUUAUUGCCCUCGCGGAGAAGAAAAGAAGCUGAUUUUUUUUUAAAUCAGCAAAUUUGUUUUUCUAUUGAUAGAAAGUAAUAUAUAAUUUUUUUUUCUUUAAAUUAAUUUAAGUUUAUUUAAUUUUAUUAUUUGGUUUUAUUCCGCCUGGGCGAGAUAACACAUGAAACAUUAAAAAAAUAAAAAAAGUUAUUUAAAAAAAAACAAGAAAUUAAUAAUAUCGUACUUUAGAUUAUACUUUAUAAACAAGAU